CAUUGACAACAUUAACGACAACGACAUCUACAGCAUCAACGUCAACGUCAGUGACAACAUCGACGUCAGUUACAACUUCAACUACUGCUACGACGACGCUCAUGCCUGGAUCAAUUGCCUUCUGGUCUCUUGAUAACAAUGGUCUUGAUCUCUACAAUAAUUAUAAUGGUAAUCCCGUGGGAAGUCCAACAUAUACGACUAGUUUUCUUGGAUAUGGUGCUGCUAUUAAUCUCGUUCGAUCAUCUUCUCAAUAUUUAAGUAUCACAUCGAGGCAACUCCUUAUGAAUUCAUCGAGUUUUACAAUCGAAGCAUGGAUUUAUCCAAUCAGUUUCACAGGUAUUGACUAUGGCAUAUUUGGUCAAUGUCAAGCAACAACUACGAAUCUUUGCUUGCAUUUCAUGGCUCGAAUAAUGUCAUCAACUGGUAAUAUUAAUGCGCGACUAUGGAAUAGUGGAGCUCUUGGUGUUAGUGGUCCUGUUCUAGCAUUAAAUAGUUGGACACAUAUCGGAUAUAUAUAUAGUUCAACUAAUGGUAUUCGAUUGUAUAUUAAUGGUGCUCAAUUUGUGACGACAGGUGCUUCUUCUUUUACGGCUUCUGGUUCUCCCAUGUACAUCGUACUUGGCAAUGAUGAUGGGCGAACAAGUCUCUGCUCGCCGGGUUUUGGUGGUUCAUUCAACGGUGCUAUGGAUGAAUUUUAUCUAUACAGACGUGAAUUGACCGCUUCACAAGUUUUAGCUUUGGCAAAUCCUUGA
Molecule: messenger RNA, 752 nt
Organism: Rotaria sordida
Lineage: Eukaryota; Metazoa; Rotifera; Eurotatoria; Philodinida; Philodinidae
Source: the annotation of a GenBank genome assembly